GCAUAAAAACUGGGAAGACUGAAAAACACCUAUCUGACACUCUGACGAAUUACUAGUGAUUGUAUUUUCUCUUGCAAAAUGUUUCUUGACCUUGUUAUUGGUGUGAAUCCAACCUUUUGGCCAUUUGUAAUCGUCUUAAACAACCAAUGUAACAACCAUGUUAAACGUUAGCUGUACACUGGCUAGUGCAACAAGUGCAGUGACCCUCUCUGUGGUCCUGUGCUUGUGUGUUUGUGCUCAGCUCAACCUCUGCAUGUACAGUAAAACACUCCUUAAUUAAACAAAUGAGAUAUAAUGGGUUAAUUAGUGAGCUUUAGUGGAUUUGCUGCCUUUGAACGGAGACUAAGCUAAGCUAACCAGCUAGCUUUACAUGGAUUUACAUUUAAUAGACAGCAGUGGCGUCUCCCUAUUUAAGAAGCAACAAAGGAAACAAGCAUGUUUCCCGCAGCAGUUAAUUUUAAAGCACAUUACACGUUUGCCAUUAUAAGAGGUCAAAACAUUUAGCCUAGAUGAGAAUAAUAUCUCCCUUGUCUCAAGACUUAGCCCAAUUUUAAGCCUCUUAUGUGCAGUACUAUUGUGUAUCAUUAAUCCUAAGUAUGAAUAAAUUAUGCAAGAAACAGCACUUACAACUUAAACCUCUUUAUAACUAGUUUUAAUUAUAAUAUUGCACUUGUUGUAAAAAAUUCCCACUGUUUUAGUGUGAACAUCUGUAUUCACAGUAGCCUAACCAUGCAUUAUGCUACCCUAAUAAUAACAUUAAAUCUGCAGAUGCUUUUAAUGUACAAAAUAAGUAUCGGGGCGCAGUCAGUGGCUGAUUGACAGUGAAUGUGAAUGUCAUGAAUGCAGCACAUUCUCUUGAUGCUUUCAAAUGCCUGCUAAUGCAUUGUUUACACACUAUUACCAGGCGUCUUCUAUAUGGUAUCUAAUAAGUUGGUAAUAUAUUUUAACAUAUAUUUACAGCUACAGUAUAAUAAAUGGAUGGAAAAGUACUGUCAAUGUAUUCAGUAGACAUGCUAAUAUGUUAAAUAGUCAUGAUUUGGAAAUUGUGACGUCAUUCAUUUGAUUGUGUGUCUUGUGUUUAAAUACAUAAGUUUGAAAAGAAUUGAAAGAAUCCAUUUUAAUUGUUGUUUAAGGUUAUUUUUUGUCACUCUGCCACUCAAACAAAAAUUAAAACCUCGCCAAAAUAAUUCAGAUAAAUUCAAUUUAAUGUGACAGCAGACAUAACAGUGACGCACACAGACGGCUGUGGUCUUACAUAGGUCGCAACAUUUAUUAAACUAAAGUUUAGGGCCCUUUGACGUGUUAUGGGUUUCAUCAGGUUUCCUAAUAUAAAAGCUCAGGACUCCCACCUGCACACCUGAGCCGAACCAACCUGUCACAGCUUGCUAGCGUGACCUUCUGUUCAUCUGUCUCUCAAAAGACCUUAUAUGAUGCUUCUCUUGACGUGACACUGGUGCUGCUUUCACCCCAGAAGCAGAUGAGACACACUUGCAAACACCCAUACAGAUACAGACGCAUACUCACACAGAUCAGAGGAGACAGCAAGGAGCGCUGACAGACAAGGUUAAGACAGGUAAAUUAAAAUAAGUGAAAGCAGUUUGACUCUUAAAGCAGUGGGAGUUUAAUAAGGAGAAGAAGAAAUGAAUAAACAGAAGAAGGAAUUAAUGUUUCCUCUAUGAGGGUUGUCAGUAUUGUAUUUUCUGUGAUCUGAAAGUAGAGGAGAAGCUUAAGUUUCUCUGAGAUGUUGCAUAAUUGCCUACAAAGACUGUCAGUUAAUGUCAAAGCCAAGACAAAGAAGAACCAUUUGAGGAUAUGCUUCUAUGAAGUUUGUUAGCCAUCAGCAGAAAUCUUUCUGUAAAACUAUUGUUAACUUAAAUGUCACCUAAUGUAAGUCAAUUGUUAUUAUAAUGAAGCACAGCUAUACAAGCAACAAUCAGACUUAAACUCGCUAAUCCAGUGCCUUGGUUUAUUUAAUCGAUGACAAACCACAAUCCUCUGCAAUGGCGCUCAAAUCACCUUCAGUUUGCAGCUAAACCGGGAGCUGCCGUGCCCUAUCUAAGUAAUAGUAGUGCUUGCUUACCACAAGUCACCAUUGCACAAUAGUGUAGUCAAAAGCAGCAAUUUAGAUGUCAGAGUUGCAUGUAAAAAUGGCGUUUAUAGCCAAAGAAAGCACAAAGCUGCAAUGGGAUUUGGCCUGUUUGCAUGCAACUGCCUGACAGAGACGACGCACAGAGCCUGCUUGUCACCGUUUCCUUGUGCGCCCAUACACACUGUAAAUUUGAAAAGUGUCAUUCAGAGCAGCCGAAAAUUACGAGCCUUUUCAUCUCUACAAAUCCCGGGAGAGAACUUAUUGUACAAACCAGGAGGCUGAUGAGAGGAGGAGAAAACAAAUUUGCAUUUAAACAGCUUGCUCUCUGAAGGAGUCGGUCUCCACAGAGCCGAUUUCUGAUAACGCCAGCUCUUCAUUAAAUUAUUUUCUGCAGCGGUUACCUUAAAGGUGCUGCAUUGAUACAUCAUUGUUAAAUUAAUUGCAGGUAUUUUUUUAAUUUGUCUAAUUAGCCAACAUAACUGGGACUGUAUUAGGCUGAUUGUUAGCCAUCUUUCUAAUAGCACUGAUAUUAUUAGUGGUGAUGCUAACAUAAAUGAAUGGUCACAUUUCCCCUGAACUCUAUUAGCCCUGUCACUUAACCAUUUUUCUCCCCCUGAGUUUGAAGAACGGUGCCCUCGUCCUCUUCCUCUUUUGUGAUGUACAGAAAUUCAGCAGAUUUCCUCCAAUAUCUGACCUGGUUGUCAGAGCUUUUUUAAUUAUAGAUCAUGAUGUAAAUAUUUAAUGAACAGAACACUGGAUGAGACUGUUAUAACCCCAAGCACAGACUAAUCCUCUGUAUGUGCAGUAAGAAAGAAGCCGCAAAUAAGCAAAGAUGUCACUGGGAAAAUGUCUCCCAACUGCAUACUUGUUAGCUGACUAUUUUUUAUCCCGUGUCUCACCUUAGAUGUAAAAUGAUAAGGCUGGUGGUGUUAUAUAUAGUUCUUACUGUUAAAAAAAAUAUGUUCAUCAGUCUUUAAACAAUGAAUUAAAGAUUUAGGCCUUUUUUUUUUUUUUUUAAAAGGAUAUCUAGUAGAAAAAUUCAAGCAGGACUAAGUGCAUUUGUUGGGGACUAUUUUCACCGGUGUAUUAAUAAAUACUUUUGACAAAAAUGGUUAUUUCUACAGAAGCAGUCUAUGUGUAAUUGGCUUUAAAAAAUAAAAAAAGCUCCCAUGCCUGCUUUCAUGGAGAUAAAGCAACAUGCCACAUAGUGCAGCAACAGACUUGUUUACAGGAAGAAGAAUGCAAAUUCAAACAGUGAUUUACAGUAACGCCCUUUUACACCCAUCAAACCUCUCCAGUGUGGAUUGCGCUGCAGAGUUUUCUCAGAAUUAAUAUCUCUGAUUCGCUUAAACUGCAUUGCAUUUCCAUCAAGCUUUCAAUCAAGCAGAGGGGGACUUCAUGUAGUGGUGUGCUAUUUGCCACUUGUUAUAUUUUCCCUGAGUUUAUCUACUGAGCUUCUUUUUCUAUAUGUCUAAAGGCUCUUUGACUCUUGCUGGCAAGGAUGCGUGCUGUUUCAAAAGCUCUAAGGUAUCCCUAAAGACACCGAUUUGUCUGCAUGUGUCUCCUAAUCCACUGUCUGACAGGCAUAUUUAGUUUGGGAUUCAUCCACUGCCUCAAAGGAAGUUCUUUGGGUUCAAAGUUUAGGCCUGCAUAGGUUAUCAUGAGAAGCUGUGAAGCAGGAACAUUUUUGAGUUGCUGUUUAAUGCUCUCAAAAAUAUAAGCCACACUAAAAGUCAAUUUCUGUCCCUAGAGGAACAAUUCACAUGAAUGUUCCCCCUUGACUGGACCUAAAGGUAACUAUAUGUACCUUUCUAAGGGCCAAACAAGACUAAGAAAUGCUUUACAAAUGCCAGUCCUGUUCUGAAUAAAUCAAAAAGCUAAACUAAUGGAAGCCCAUGUACAUCAUUAUGAAAUAAGAGAAUAAAAUAGAAAAAUGUCACUUGAAGCCCAAAUAUUUCUCUGUAAAGUAAAAACCAUACAAAUAACUACACCCUGUCCAGGGUACAACCCAGCAGGUAUGACCCCAGUGACCUGUAAAAGUACAAUAUAGUACAGGAGCAAAUGCUGCUUAGGAAUGUUCCACAUCUUCGUAUGGAAAUGUACUGAUUGGCUGUAAUUCACUUUGGUGCAGACUGAAAGAGCACCAACAAUAUUGCAUCCAGUGAAUUCAUGAUCACACAGUCUUGCUUCCCAGUGGAUGAGUGAUCCCAUGACUUUAUCUGUAAGCAUCACCAGGAAGCCCAAGUUUUCUCUUCAGAGCUGUACACUUUCUAAACACCUGCUGGAUGGAUCAGCAAACUUUUUCUCAGGCAUGCACGGAUCCUAGAUGACUAAUCUCUACCAAGGUGAUGCCCUGGCUUUUUCCUUUAGUGCCACCAUUAGCGGUGAGAUGUUUUAGUUCCUUUAACGUUUUAUCUAGUGCCAUUAUCGGGUCAAAAACUUAAAAGCCCACCCCCUGCCUUUUUAAUCAAGCAGACACUAUUUGACCUCUCAACUUUGUGAGAGUGCUUUAGACAUCUGCUCCACUCACACAAGUCAGACACCUACGUAUAUGUGCAAGCUGUUUCCUUGAAAACGCCGUUAUACCUGAUGAAGUGCUCUCUUUGCGCGCACGCAUCCCCUGAGGAGGACUGAAAGUUUUCAUUCCUGCCUGCGAUCAUGACAAUUUGGUCAUGACUCUGUGCUCCACACUCUCUCACUUGUGCCCCAUCCCUCAUCUCCCCUCUUAGCAUCCUGUUACACAAAAACCUCUUAACGCAUCCUCUGCGCAACUUAAAAAAGCAGCACUGCUGAAGAAUACUGAUUUUGACAGAUUAUAUGGCUGCGGGCUGGUAUACAAAAGGAUUAUGAAUGGGAGGUAAAUGAAGCACUUGGUGAUACAGAUUCAUUUGAAGUGCUAUUUGGGUUUUCUUAUUAAGUGGGUUCCUUGGAGAUUGGGCUCUUCUUUGGCUGACGUGUCGCGACAUUCACAUUUAGGGCUUUUGUUCACGUCGAGAGUCACAGUCUCUCAUUCCAUCUGAGGGAAUGAACGGCAAAAUGAAAUUAGUGGACUGAUUCAGUCAAACGGCGCUCAUGCACAUGUGAGUCGGUUUGAGGUCUUUUUAUUCCAGAUCAGCCGAGGGCGCCGUCACAGGAGCUUCUUUUGCUGAGGAGGCCUUCUAUAGAGGAAUCAUUUGAAGUUCGCCCACAGUGUUGCAUUACUGCCACUCUUUUGUGACUUCAAAUGGGAUUAUUGAUCUCAUUAUGUAGAAGAAUCACUACUUGAUUGUGAAAUUGUUUACCUUCUUCCUCCACAGAGGAGCUGACGUGUGUAUCAGCCUGUCUGUGUGACAGUGUGUGUUUGAAUGCAGCUGUGUGUGUGUGUGUGUGUGUGUGUGUGUGUGUAGGUGUGUGUGUGUGUGUGUGUGUGUGUGUGUGUGUGUGUGCAAUAAAAAUAUUGUUACAUUAAUAACAAGUCAAGAUAAUCCAAGCAUAUUUCCAAUAGGAAAAUUGUCCAUUAGAUGCUUAACUGUGCACUUGCUGUGGACCUUUUAGAAUUUAAUUAUCCUGGAGCAAUAAUUAUGUUAUGCUCCUUCAUAGAAAUAACUUGUCUUAAUUGGUUUGGAUUCUAAAAUGCCAGCGUACUAUCAGCAGGGUUGGCUAAAGUCUGGAAAAACCAUCCCUAAACCUGCUUGUUCUCAUUUGAAACCAGGUUUAUUAACGCACUCUGUUUCUACUUUCCAUUGUUCUUUUGCAUCUAUUAAACUAAUGGGAAGAGCUUCAAAUACUCAAUAUAAAAAAACACUCGCGCUAAUGACAGCAUCAGCGGUGACGUUCACGCGAAGAAAGGCAAAGAUAGCGCUGCUCUGACGCGCUUUUCUGCAGCGAGUCUGGCGCACACAUAUAAACCGCCGCGCGCACCAAGCGCUCAGAAGAGAAAAAGAGACGCCACAGGACAACGCGCAGAUCUCGCUCUAACCCUUGGGGAAAAUGCAUCCUAACUUGGUAAGCUGGCUGGGGACUCUGGGGUUCCUGCUGUGGGCGCUGGUCUGCUUGGGCGCCUUGACGGAGGCAUACCCAGUGAAACCAGAGAACCCCGGGGAGGACGCCCCCGCGGAGGAGCUGGCCAAGUACUACUCAGCCCUGAGACAUUACAUCAACCUCAUUACAAGACAGAGGUAUGGGAAGAGAUCCAGUCCUGAGAUUCUGGAUACACUGGUCUCAGAGCUGCUGCUGAAGGAAAGCACAGACACGCUUCCACAGUCAAGAUAUGACCCAUCAAUGUGGUGAUGCUGCCAUCACUCUCGUCUCGCUCACUGCUGUCCCGCCAGCGCUGACAUUCUGACCUCUACACGUCCGUCACUUACCUCCUACACCAAACGAACACCACGCCUCUGCCCUCCUUUCGCCUCCAUGAGCCGCAACGUAUAUAUCCAACCCCUCGUCCUUACGCAUCAGCCACACCCAACACUGCUUGAAGUCUGUGCCAUAAAACUGUAAAUACUUUAUUCUGAGUCGUCAUCUGUGCAACAUGAUCGUAAAGUGGAGGAGGGGGGGUCUGCUGAUUGUAUUGUAUAUUUGUGCUAUUAAAGAUUCACUGU
This is a messenger RNA of Oreochromis aureus, 6669 nucleotides long. RefSeq names its product neuropeptide Y (gene npy). Gene Ontology annotation, cellular component: extracellular region. Gene Ontology annotation, biological process: feeding behavior; neuropeptide signaling pathway. The transcript is spliced from 4 exons. Bases 6059 to 6358 code for a protein of 99 amino acids. NCBI's taxonomy places the organism in Eukaryota, Metazoa, Chordata, Actinopteri, Cichliformes, Cichlidae. The record is from RefSeq and is a predicted model, not a curated record. Gene Ontology annotation, molecular function: neuropeptide Y receptor binding; neuropeptide hormone activity.